Nipponia nippon (crested ibis) is the source of this 1758-nucleotide messenger RNA. Lineage: Eukaryota; Metazoa; Chordata; Aves; Pelecaniformes; Threskiornithidae. The record is from RefSeq and is a predicted model, not a curated record.
AUGCAUUCUGAAGAUGAAAAGAAGCAGAAGCGUACUGCAGAUGGAAAUAGUCAUGAGAUCACUGCAUCCAGUCAGGGUAUUGAAUCUGAAGACAAACAAAAGGAAAAGAAGAAGAACAAGAAAGCAGAAAAGGCUAGGAUGGUUAGCCCACUUACACUGUUUCGAUACUCCAAUUGGUCAGAUAAAUUACUAAUGAUACUAGGCACUCUCCUGGCCAUAGCCCAUGGAAGCAGUCUCCCUAUUACGAUGGUAAUUUUUGGUGCCAUGACUGAUAGCUUUGUUGCUUCUGGAGACUCAGGUUUUCCAGAAAACAUUUCUGCAGUGAAUUCCUCUUUAGAUUUUCUUGGCAAGCUGGAAGAAGAUAUGACAAGAUAUGCAUACUACUAUUCUGCAAUAGCAGCUGGUGUUCUUCUUGCUGCUUAUAUCCAAACUUCAUUUUGGACCCUAGCAGCAGGCCGGCAAAUAAAAAAAAUUAGAGAAAAUUUUUUCCAUGCAAUUAUGAGACAGGAAAUUGGAUGGUUUGAUGUAAAUGAUGUGGGAGAACUUAACACUCGUCUUCUAGAUGAUGUCUCCAAGAUUAAUGAAGGAAUAGGUGACAAAAUUGGAUUGCUUGUUCAAUCAAUAACAACAUUUGUAACAGGAUUUAUUGUUGGUCUCAUAAGAGGAUGGAAAUUAACCCUUGUCAUACUAGCUGUCAGUCCUGUCCUGGGACUUUCAGCAGCAAUCUGGGCAAAGGUUCUCUCUGCUUUCACUGACAAAGAGCAAGCUGCAUAUGCAAAAGCAGGUGCUGUUGCAGAGGAAGUUCUGGCAGCAGUCCGUACUGUAAUAGCUUUUGGAGGACAGGAAAAAGAAAUUAAAAGAUACCAUAAAAAUUUAGAAUAUGCUAAACGGAUUGGAAUAAAAAAGGCUAUUACAGCUAAUAUUUCUAUGGGUUUUGCUUUCUUACUGAUAUACGCAUCAUAUGCGCUGGCCUUCUGGUAUGGAACCACCUUGGUCUUAACUGAUGCUUACACUAUUGGCAAUGUUCUUACAGUCUUUUUCUCUGUAUUGAUUGGAGCUUUUAGUAUUGGACAGACUGCUCCAAGCAUAGAGGCAUUUGCUAGUGCAAGAGGAGCUGCCUAUGCAAUCUUCAAUAUCAUAGACAAUGAACCUCAAAUUGACAGUUAUUCAGAGACAGGUUACAAGCCAGACCACAUUAAAGGGAACUUGGAAUUCCAAAAUGUUUACUUCAAUUAUCCAUCCAGACCAGAUGUUGAGAUACUGAAGGGCUUGAAUCUCAAGGUUAGUUGUGGCCAGACAGUGGCCCUGGUUGGUGGCAGUGGCUGUGGGAAAAGUACAACUGUUCAGCUCAUCCAGAGAUUUUACGAUCCCAGGGAAGGCACGGUUACCAUUGAUGGGCAGGAUAUUAAGAGCUUAAACGUAAGGUAUCUGCGGGAGAUUAUUGGUGUGGUGAAUCAGGAGCCCGUGCUCUUUGCUACUACUAUUGCAGAAAAUAUUCGUUAUGGCCGUGAGGACGUCACCAUGCAAGAGAUUGAAAAAGCUACCAAGGAAGCGAAUGCUUAUGACUUCAUCAUGAACCUACCCAACAAGUUUGAAACUGUGGUUGGAGAAAGAGGGGCACAGCUGAGCGGAGGCCAGAAGCAAAGAAUAGCAAUUGCCAGAGCUCUGGUUCGCAAUCCUAAAAUUCUUCUGCUUGAUGAGGCAACAUCAGCUUUGGAUACUGAGAGUGAAGCAGUUGUGCAGGCAGCACUGGACAAG